AUGGAUGUAAUGAUAUUUAUUCAUAUGAGACAUAGUAAUGUCUCACUCUAACACUUUCCUGCCCUUUCUUUUAUGAAAACUAAUGUUAUCCUUUAAGUGAAAAUACUUGUGCAUUAUACUAAUAACAACAAAGUUGUUAAUCUUAAUACGGAUAUUGUUAUUGGAAUUAAGGCCAAUGUAAACUAGUAAAGAAAUGUAUUCACAUCACUGAACAACGAUAAUGUUAAAGAUUUUCAUUAUCGUGCAACUGGAAGAAUAAUAAAUGUGAAUCAUUUAGUUGUUAGUAAAUUUAAUUAGAAAACUUAUGUAAAUAUACUAUUCCAGAUUUGUACUCUGAUGAAGUUUAACCAUGUAUUUGGAAUAAUGGGAGAUGUGAAAAUUUAAUAGAUUCUAAUAAUUUAGAUUCUGAAUAAUGUAUAUCAAAUACUCUCGAUACUUAUAAAUGGACUGGAUCAAGUUGUGUAUCUUGUUCAUAAACUAAUUAACUAAUAUCCCUUUAUUUACAACUUCCAAAGUAAUGCUCGUGUUUUUAAUUGUAUAAUUAAUAAGUUUGCGAAAUGACUUCAUCUUGUAUAUGGUUGUAUUCUUCUUGUACUUAUUAGUCAUGCUAGAAUAUUAAUUAACAAAUUAAUUGUGCAAGUAAUCCAUAAUGUGCUUGGAUUUCAGGUUAAUGUCAACCAUUUAAAAUUUGUAAUGAGCUUUUUGGAACAUCUUAACAAGAAUGUAUUUUAUUAAGUGUCAACUGUCCAGCAAGUAAUGGAAUUACUUGUCAGGACAAAAAAUCAUUAAAACCUUGCUCAAAUUAUUAAAAUCAAAGUUCAUGUGCUAAUUCUUUAGGGAAUAAUGGUUUAUGCUUUUGGCAGAAUAAUUCUUGUUAAGUAUUAAGUAAAUGUUAAUAAAUAACAUAAUAAUAAGAUUGCCAAUAUUUUUCUAAGUAAUGCACUUGGACUACUAAUUGUCAAUCUAUAGGAUGUUCAAGCUUCAACACUCAAGCUACAUGCUAAUAUUAUUAUUCAUCCAUCAAUUCUUAUACUCCAAUUCCAUGCUAUUGGAAUUCUAUCUCUGGAGUUUGUGCUUAAACAACUAAUUUUAUGACAUAAUUAAGUGCUUCAACUUGUUCAAUUAAUACUAGAUUGACUGCCUAAUGGAGUUAUACAUUAAAUUCUUGUUUAAGUUGUUAAACUCCAAAUUCUGUAAAUCCAUAUCAGUGUUCUUGUUCUUAAAUAAUAUCUUAAAUAAAUUGUUUAUAAAGUCUAUAAUGCACAUGGAACGCUUAAAAUAAUUAAUGUUAACAAUUACCAUGUACUAAUUUAAUUUAAUCAUUAUGUAUUCAAAACUCAUAAUGUAUGUGGACUGGAACUUGUUAAUCGUUUUCAUCAUGUACUAAUCUGAUAGCCACAAAUUCAUAAGAAUGCUAAGCUUAAUCGCUAUAUUGCCCUUAUUAUAAUUCUAAUACUUAAAAGUGUGAAGUACCUCCUUUACCAAAUCCAAAAAUUUGUUUAAAUUUGACAAUUUAAGAAUGUUAUUAAAUCAAAAGUUGCUAAUGGAAUCCUUAUGAAGGUUGCUAAUAACGAAAUUUAUGUAAUUAUUAUAGCUCUCAAAUAUAAUGUGUUAGCAAUCCAAUUUGUAUAUGGGAGCUUGGAUGUAACUUCAAAACUUGCAACUUAUAUAUUUCUAAAGAAUCAUGCACUUAUACAAUUGAUCUAUAAAAAUAGAAUUAUAUACAACCAUGUGCAUGGAUAAACGGUUCUUGUUAAUCUACAAAUACAGUUUUUUCUGAAUAAACAUGUUAUACUAAUUCAGCUUUCACUGCGAGAUGGAGUUCAAACUAAAAUGAUGGAAUUUGUAUACCAUGUAAUUUACCUAUUCAAUAACAACUUUAACCAUAAAAUCAAUGUUUGUGUUCUCAAUUAUUAACUGAGUAGGAAUGCAAUUUAACUGAAUGUUAUUGGGAAAAUGGCUUUUGCUAAGAUUUUAAUUGUUAUGGAAAAAGUCAGUUUAAUUGUAUCUAAAAUAUUUAAUGCUAUUGGUAGUAUAGUAUUUAUGAUUAUCAAAAUGGAUAGUGUAACAAUAUUCCGUCUCUAUAGAUAGUUGACUUUUGCACAACUUUACGUGGAAAAAAUUCUCUAGAAUGUCUAGCAUAAACUAAACUUUGUCCUGUUUCUUUAAAUGGGAUAUGUUAAAACAGAAGCCAUCUUUAAACAUGUUCUAGUAUGAAGUCUUUAUAAUUAUGUGCGAAUAGUGUUGGAUAAGAAGGUUAUUGUACCUACAAAAAUUAAUAAUGCCAAGUGCUAAACAACUGCAGUCAAUUAGAUAAUUUUAGUGAGUGCUCCUUAUUUGAUAAAAUAUGCUAAUGGAAUUCAUAAACAAAAACCUGCUUAUAAAUAUUUUGCUCUUCCUAUACAACCAAAGAUACAUGUACCUAUGUUUUUUAGAACAUUAAUAAAGCGAAUAUUUAACUAUGCAUUUGGAAUGGUAAAUCUUGUUCUUCUGCUUCUAAUUGUGUCUCAUGUUCUUUAAACUAAAUUAAACCAAAACAUACAUGUUCAUGUACAUUAUUGAAUGAUGUAGAAUGUACAUUAGCUAAACCUGUAUGCAAACUCAUUUAGAAUAAUAAAUGUGUUAAAUCAGAAUGCACAGAAAUUUUUGAUUCAGUUCAUUGUUCUUAAUAGAAUGAGUGUAUGUGGAAAAAUGGAUCAUGUAUUACUUUUACAAAGUGUUCUGAUUUAAAUGGAACAACUUCUUUAGAUUGUAUUGCAUAAUCUUUAUAAUGUUAAUCUGUAAGCAAUUCAUAAUGCUAACCAGCAUCAAGUUUAAACUCAUGUGGAUAAUAUUCAAAUCAAAAUUGCAAAUUUGGAAUCUUAGGAUCAGAUGGUUUUUGUUAUUGGAAUACAUCAACAGAUAAUUGUGAAGUCAUUUCUUCUUGUGAUAAAGUUAUGAAUAUCUCAAUUUGUCAAUAAUUGACUCCUGCUUGUUAAUGGAGUUACUACUUUUCAUCAUGUGUUCCUUUUUAAUGCUAAGAUUAUCUUUAGCAAGAAGAUUGCACAAAUGUUGUUGUCAAUCUAGUAGAUCCAUAGAUUUUAUUGUGCGUAUGGAAAAAUCAAAAAUGUGAACCUUUUGUAGACACUUACUAUAGGUUUGAUAAUUCUAUAUGUUAUGUUUAAUCUGAUCACACCUACAGAUGGGUUAAAGAUGAUAAACUAGGAGUUCAAUGUUAACAAUGUCUCCAAGCAUUCUUUAUUAAUAUUAUCACCAUUGCCAUAUUGAAUUUCUUUUGA
Molecule: messenger RNA, 3278 nt
Organism: Paramecium sonneborni
Lineage: Eukaryota; Ciliophora; Oligohymenophorea; Peniculida; Parameciidae
Source: the annotation of a GenBank genome assembly